AUGGCUGCAGCGGGGCCGGCGCAGCUCCAGGUGGUGUUCGAGGACGUCGCUCUGUAUUUCACCUGGGAGGAGUGGGAGCUCUUAUCCCAGCCAGAGAAGCAUCUGUACCGGGACCAGAUGCUAAGGAAUUACCAGGCCCUUGUUUCCUUGGGCUAUUCAAAUUCCAAACCAGACUUAAUCCACCGGAUCGAGGUAGGGGAGACAGAGCUCUGUAUCAGGGAUGCCGAGAGCUCCAGGGAAAGCUCAGGGCCUGAGAGCCCCUCCUCAGAUGAGUCAUAA
Messenger RNA from Malaclemys terrapin pileata, 279 nucleotides. RefSeq names its product zinc finger protein 350-like. The transcript is spliced from 3 exons. The coding region runs from base 1 to 279 and encodes 92 amino acids. NCBI's taxonomy places the organism in Eukaryota, Metazoa, Chordata, Testudines, Emydidae. The record is from RefSeq and is a predicted model, not a curated record. Gene Ontology annotation, biological process: regulation of DNA-templated transcription.